UAAAGCGGAGGCCUGGGGCAAUGAACUCCAGCCAUAGCUAACUAGUCGCUAGAACCUCCAGAGAAUCGAAUUGAUCAAGAGAGGGUUGUAUUGAAUAUAUAUACACAGCCUAUACUACUACUACUACUACUGUUGUAUUGAAAAAGGUCGGUCGAUCUCGAUCCAUCAUUCCGUGUAGCUGGCUAGGAUUCUUCCAGCAACGAGAGCAGUUGGGGCCGGCCGGCCGCCGAUGGCGUUGAGGGAGAUCGAGUCGACGCUGCCCCCCGGGUUCAGGUUCUACCCGAGCGACGAGGAGCUGGUGUGCCACUACCUCCUCAAGAAGGUGGCCAACGAGCGCAUCGCCCAGGGGACGCUCGUCGAGGUCGACCUCCACGCGCGCGAGCCAUGGGAGCUCCCAGAGGUGGCGAAGCUGACGGCGAGCGAGUGGUACUUCUUCAGCUUCCGCGACCGCAAGUACGCGACGGGGUCGCGCACCAACCGCGCCACCAAGACGGGCUACUGGAAGGCCACCGGCAAGGACCGCGAGGUGCGCCGCAGCGGCGGCGGCGCCGUCGUCGGCAUGCGCAAGACGCUCGUCUUCUACCGCGGGAGGGCCCCCAACGGCGUCAAGUCCGGCUGGGUCAUGCACGAGUUCCGCCUCGACACCCCGCACUCGCCACCCAGGGAGGACUGGGUGUUGUGCAGGGUGUUCCAGAAGAUGAAGGAUGACGGCGGUGACAGUCAAGACAGCGACUCCGCCUCCUCGCUCCCCGCCUUCGCCGGAUCGUCACACAUCGAGCCGCCGCCGGAGCCAGACCACUCUGCAUCGUUAGGCAGCGGCGGAUGCUACGGCUACCUCCCGUCGCAGCAGCAGGAGGUGGCCGUGCUGCCACAGUACUAUUACUACGGCGCCGGCACCGGCGCGGACCACCACUACGGCUUCCCGCGGGAUGACGCGGCCGGCGCGCUGCCCGGGUUUGGGCUUGGCGGCGGCGACGGAUACGGGUUCGGCUACUUUGACAUGGGCGGCGGAUUCGGGGACGUGGCGAGCUUUGGUGGCGGCGUGGAGUUCCCGGAGGUGUGGGACUGAAUAUGCGACGUCGUGUCUUCUUCAGACAGGAUACGUUAUUGUUUACUAGGUUAAUUAAAUUUAUUGAUUGUUUACAUGCACAUGGGGAUGGGAAAGAUAGGUUAAUUUGGGUUUGGAAACGCUGUGAGAUUGGAAGGUUCAGUGUGGACAUGAAAACCAAAUGUACAUUAGUUAUGAAAAUUGGAUUUUGUUUAUUAUGUAAAUUAGUGCAUUGCUAAUUGAACCUUUGUGUGGAUGUAAUCAUGUGAAA
Molecule: messenger RNA, 1319 nt
Organism: Panicum virgatum (switchgrass)
Lineage: Eukaryota; Viridiplantae; Streptophyta; Magnoliopsida; Poales; Poaceae
Product: NAC domain-containing protein 21/22-like
Exons: 3
Coding region: 230-1069 (279 amino acids)
Biological process (GO): regulation of DNA-templated transcription
Molecular function (GO): DNA binding
Source: RefSeq, a predicted model, not a curated record